AUGGCUUCUGAAGAUCCCACCAAGGUUUCAAUCAAGCUUUUGAUAGACCAAGAAAGCAACAAGGUAAUUGUUGCUGAAGCUGGUAGUGACAUUGUUGAUAUUUUUCGAAGCCUGCUUAAGUUUCCUCUCGGAAACAUUGCACGACUUAUCGGCAAACAUCAAUGUUUACAGCGAGCUGGUUGUUUGAAUAACCUAUAUAACAGCGUAGAAAACCUUAGCCUAACCAGCUUUCGUACUGAUGCAUGCAAGUCUAUGCUGCUUAAUCCUAGAAGCAUUUAUGAAGACGAGUACUCGAAGAAAUUGAAGCUUUACAUGGAUGUUAGUGAGCCUACAGGGUAUUUCCUAUGUAGAACUUAUCUUUGUAUAAAAACUGGUCGUUGGUUUAGUCAUUAUAAAACUUCAAGAUGCAGUUGCGGAGAAUUGAUGGAUAAUCCGACUGAUUUAAAAGUGGGAACAGUUGCAAAUAAAGAUGAAAGUGAGGGAGAAUCAAUGUUUUUCAUAACUGAUGAUUUAACAGUAAUGCACGGUUUGCCAGGUGAUCUUAUGAACAUCCUUCUCAAUUUAGGUAUCAAUAAUGUUUGUCAGAUUGAAGAAAAAGUAGUGGACAUCAGUUCAAAUGAGUCCAUGCUCGUUGCUCCAAAUGUGAAGGUGACAACUGAAAAAGAUAGCAAAACAAGAGUGAAGAUAAUGCUGAGGAAAUCAGAUAGGAAGAUAUUAUAUGGUGAAGCAAGUGAAGAUUUUGUUGAUCUUCUAUUUAGCUUCCUCACAAUCCCUUUGGAAUUUGCGUUGGAACUCUUAGGAGUUGCCCAAUUGAGCUUCCAAGUAUCUGUUCUCAGCAUCCUACAAAAAUUUUGCAUAGCUCAUACGGUUAUUUAA
Gossypium arboreum is the source of this 876-nucleotide messenger RNA. RefSeq lists its product as uncharacterized. Bases 1 to 876 code for a protein of 291 amino acids. The transcript is spliced from 3 exons. NCBI's taxonomy places the organism in Eukaryota, Viridiplantae, Streptophyta, Magnoliopsida, Malvales, Malvaceae. The record is from RefSeq and is a predicted model, not a curated record.